Messenger RNA from Sorghum bicolor (sorghum), 2005 nucleotides. RefSeq names its product protein YLS7-like. Lineage: Eukaryota; Viridiplantae; Streptophyta; Magnoliopsida; Poales; Poaceae. Gene Ontology annotation, cellular component: Golgi apparatus. The transcript has 4 exons. Gene Ontology annotation, molecular function: O-acetyltransferase activity. The record is from RefSeq and is a predicted model, not a curated record. The coding region runs from base 199 to 1686 and encodes 495 amino acids.
CACUUGAUCAGCAAUUAAUCAACUUGCCCUUCCAACCUCUUCCCCUUCCCCCAUCGCUUCCUCCUCCAGCUCCGACCACGGUGACUCGGUGAGCAUAGCAACGCCGCUUCCGCGCUCGGGUCCGAUCCCCGCGCGGCCCGCACAAAAUUCCACGCUGCCGCAGAUGCCGCUCGGACGGGAGGGUUGAUCUCGGGGCCCAUGAGCUUGCCGGGGAGGAAGGCCCCGGCGGGGGUCACCGGAGUCCGGCGGUGGCUCGUCACGGUCGUCGUGUCGGUGCUGGCGCUGGUGCUGACCCUAGUGGUGAUAUCGCUGUCCCAGGGCUCGUCCCUGCCUCGGACGUCGCUGCACGACUACCUCCCCGCCGGAGUUACUGGCCUCGGGAAGCGUUCGUCGUCGGAGCAUGCUGAUGGAAACAGCAGUGGCGCUGUAGUUGGGGAGGAAUUGUCGCAGGGUGGGCGGGAACCCUUAGUGGAGCAGAAUGGUCAGGGUGGUGACGCGAAUUCAAGCCAAACUUCUGCAGUUACAGGAAAGUUGGAUGAUAACGAGCCGGAUCCAGUUGCUUCCAGUGAUGCCACAGCAAUUCCUGACGAAUCUCAAAAGGCUGAGCAAGAUACUUGCGAUCUAUAUCGUGGAGAGUGGGUUACUGAUUCUUCUGGGCCACUAUACACAAACAACUCUUGCCCUAUCAUCACACAGAUGCAAAAUUGCCAAGGAAAUGGGCGACCGGACAAGGACUAUGAGAAUUGGAGAUGGAAACCGGAACAGUGUGACCUCCCACGCUUUGAUGCAAGGAAGUUCUUGGAGUUGAUGAGAGGCAAGACACUUGCUUUUGUCGGGGAUUCAGUUGCUCGGAAUCAGAUGGAGUCCCUCCUUUGCAUUCUGUGGCAGGUAGAUGUCCCACAAAACCGUGGCAACAAAAGGAUACACAAGUGGCUCUUCAAGUCAACUAAAACAACUAUUGCCCGUGUCUGGUCUUCUUGGUUAGUGCACAGGUCAACUGAAGCUGUGGGGAUUGCUCCUAUGGGCAUUGAUAAGGUUUUUCUGGAUAUUCCUGAUGAAACCUUCGUGGAGUUUCUCCCAAGAUUUGAUGUAAUUGUCCUUUCCUCUGGCCAUUGGUUUGCCAAACGAUCAGCCUAUAUCCUGAAUGGGAAUGUUGUUGGAGGGCAGCUUUGGUGGCCUCGUAAAGCAGGAAAAAUGCAGGUCAACAAUGUGGAUGCUUUUGGUAUCUCUGUCGAGACUUGCCUAACUGCUGUGGCGACUAACCCAAAUUUCACAGGCCUAGCUAUUGUACGAACAUGGUCACCUGAUCAUUAUGAAGGUGGAGCAUGGAACACUGGUGGAUCAUGCACUGGAAAGGUCAAGCCCUUGGAUGAAGUGGUGAGGAAUGGCUUUACCGAUGCAAUGCAUGAAAAGCAGGUUGCAGGCUUCAGGAAGGCAGUGAAGAAUGUGGGGAAACACGGUUCCAGGUUGAAAUUGAUGGAUAUCACUGAGCCCUUUGCCUUCAGGGCUGAUGGGCAUCCUGGCCCGUAUAGAAGUCCUGACCCAAACAAGAAGACACAGAGAGGGCCAGAUGGAAAACCUCCACCUCAGGAUUGUUUGCAUUGGUGCAUGCCAGGACCAGUAGACACCUGGAAUGAGAUGUUGCUAGAGACCAUACAGAGAGAAUUUGAGAGAGAUAGAACCUGAGGAUAGAAAUUGCUGGCUACUUUUCCACCACGUGAAAUAUUCUGCGCUGCAACAUCAUAGGCAUGUAUCGCAUCAAUUAGCAUGUUGUGUUUACCAUAGAUAGGGACGAACAUAGUUUCAGAUACGUAAGAUUCACUGUAUUUUUUCUGACACAUUCUUGAACAUCAUUUUCUUGCCAAAUUUUGUGGACCUGAAGCCCAAUAGUGGCAACUGAUAUUACUUGCUGUCUUUGUACCAGUCAGCCUGGUUUGGUGUAAUAGAAUGAAACUGUAACAGGUGGAAAGGAGAGAAUCAUUAGCUGAAAAAUUGCUUUUAACUA